Messenger RNA from Biomphalaria glabrata, 6089 nucleotides. Its product is annotated as serine/threonine-protein phosphatase 6 regulatory ankyrin repeat subunit B-like. Gene Ontology annotation, cellular component: nucleus; cytoplasm. Gene Ontology annotation, biological process: intracellular signal transduction. The record is from RefSeq and is a predicted model, not a curated record. NCBI's taxonomy places the organism in Eukaryota, Metazoa, Mollusca, Gastropoda, Planorbidae. The coding region runs from base 472 to 1437 and encodes 321 amino acids. The transcript is spliced from 7 exons. Gene Ontology annotation, molecular function: protein binding.
ACGAAAAUCCUGGUAACCAUACAUGAACAUUUUUUUUUGCACAACAUAAACAGGAUUAUUUGUUACCAUGUUCUUGGCAAAUUUAAAUUUUAAACCCAAUGAUUUCUUAUAUAGAAUACUAGCUUACAUCAAGACUUCUGAUGUGAAACAUAAUUACUACUGCAUAACAGCGGUAUUGAAUGUCCAAGAUGAUUAGUUACAGAAUAAACCACAAGUAACGUCCACAUCACAGCGGGCCUACUUAACCAUUGGAUUUUGAGGAAUAAUUGCCAAAUUACUCAAAUGGCUGAGUGGAAGUACUUGAAAGACAAUAAAACUUGACUAUUGUCUAUCUGUUGGAUUGCCUGAAGACUUAUUAGCAAAUUAUACUUCAAUGUUAAACAAAACAAAUAACCUCCACAAAGGAUUAUCUUGAUUGAAUCUAACAUUUUAGUUCAAAUAACUUUUUGUGCAUGUCAUAAUUUAAAGAAAAUGGGAAAUUCCAGUUCAAGUAAAAACUGUGCUGUUUCUACCACCAUGGGCAUGCCUCAAAGAGAAAGGGACUUGCACAUAGCUGUUGUCAACAAUGACAGGAACAAUGUGGUAUAUGUUCUUAACCAAGGUGUUGAUAUAAAUUAUCCAUGGAAUAACCCAGCUGUGCCUAGUGUUAAGGAUAGUACCACUCCUCUCAUAGCUGCAGUUUCUCUUAAUCAUGUGGAAAUAGUUGAGAUUCUAUUACACAAUGGUGCAUCUGUCAAUAGAACUGAUCGCAAUGGUUGUACACCACUGUACAAAGCGGCAUUUCAUGGAAGAAUGAAUUUGGUUGAUGUUUUAGUCAAGGCUGGUGCUGAAAUAGACAAGCCUGAUAAAGAAAACCAAACUCCUUUGUACAUUUGUGUUCAAAAUGCAAUAGUGCAUUCCAGUUAUGAUACAGUUAAUCGACUUUUAGAAGCUGGAGCAUCAGUUAAUAUAGCUGAUCGUUAUGGUCGUGUACCACUUCACAGUGCUGCUCACUGGAAACUGAAAGAGUUGAUCCGGAUCUUACUGGAAGCCAAUAGUUUAGUCAAUGUUGUAGACUAUAAAGGGAGAACACCUUUGUAUGUCUGUGUAGCAUCAUUAAGUACUGGUAUUUACAAGGAAGACCUUAAAUAUCAAGUACCUUGUAUAAAGAUCUUACAUGCUGCUGGUUGUGAUAUGCUAAAUAUGGAGGACUGGUUACGCUGGAAAGGCCCAGGUAUACCUGCUGAACUAUUGACUGGAGAUGAUAACUUUCUCUCCUGGUACAACUUGGCAAUGACCUCCCCACCCACACUGAGGAACUUGUGUAGAAAAGUUGUUCAGAAGAGACUGGUGACAUAUGAUUGUCCAGGAUUGGUGAAAUGUGUCGCUCAGCUUCCUGUUCCCCCGUCCCUUAAAGUUUAUUUAUCUCGUAAAAUGUUCCACCUACCCAUGUUGUAGGGGACAUCCAAUGCAACAUCUUCCCCUGAACUUCAAAGUUGAAAAGCCAAAUAGAAAUGUUUCAUAUCUGGUGUUGCUGUAUAAUAUUGUCACUUAAGUUCAUUGAAUUGAGCCUUUAUAAAAGAUCAUUUAUUUAUGUCUUGCAAGAAUUAAUAAUUAUACAUUGUGUGGAAUAAAGCAGAGAAUCUUUUCUAUAUAAUGACAAAGAAAUCAUUAAAAUGGAUAUUUCUUUUAUAUUAUUUUAACAUUUCCUCUCUAAUGGAUUUUCUGUUUUGAAGACAUGUAUGCGGCUAUCUUUAUUUGUCUUUCUUGACUUUAUAAUUAAGUAAUUCCAAGUUUCUUACAAUGUUUUGCUUUACUUAGUUAAUUCAAAUCGUGAUGUGACCUAUAUCUCUAGACGAAGAAAUUUUUAAUCUAUUUAAUGUAGUAUGUAGAUUAAUUGGACUAGCUUGGUGCUAAAAUUUCUUUUAAGCAGAAUUAAAUAAAAUGUAAAUAUAGAAGUGAAAACAUUAAGGAUGAGACAUCUAAGACAAAAAAAAGUUAUCUAGUAAUAAAAAAAAAACAGGUUGAUAUUUGAAAAGAAAAAAAAGUGUUAUGUAAUUUUGUUUUUGUUCUCUUGUAAUGUUUAUUAAUUGUAUUCAUCAUUUUAGUUCUAAAUAUAGAUUUGUGAAAAUUUUCUGUUCAUUUUAAACACCCAUAAAUCUUUGCAAUAUUUUUUUUAAAAAUCUGAAAAAUAUGUGUGGGUCAAUGUUGACGUACAAUAGCAAAAGUGCAUCAGGAUUUUCAACUUUGAAGUUGAGAUAAUAACAUGCGACUUGUGUUGUGAAUUCUUUAAAGUUAUUUGUUGAGCAUUAUAAUUAUUCUUUAGGAUUUUAAAAUAUAUAUAUAUAAAAGGUGCAUUUAAUGAUGAGCAUAAUUGAAUGUUUUGUUGACAUUGACCAUGUAACAAAUGAGAUUAUGCUAUAUUUGUUUUUGUACAUACUUUUUCUUAUGUAACUAAUUAUAGCAUUAUAUGAAUCUCUGUAAUUUCUCUUACACUUUUUUGUCUUAAAUCUAUUUUUUUAUUUAUUUUGUAGACAAGGUUCUGAGUUUAUUUCAAUAUUUUAAUUGUUUUGGUAAAAUUGAAGAAAUGUUGAUUUAUUGGCUGUGAUUAAAAAGUAUUUUAAAUAUAUUCUCUUUGAUUUAAGUAACUAAAUAAAAGAAUACUAGGAAAUAGAGAUGGGAGAAGACUGAUGUGCAAUAUAAUUUUAUGAAUAUACAAAUAAAUUUGUUAUGCAAAUAAUGAGCAUUGUGUUGCAAAUGGCAUUAAGUAGCAAAAUAUUUUUAGUACAAAAAAAAUUUGCAUAGAUAACAGUAUAAUUGAUUGAUGGGCUACAGAAAAAUUGAUACUCUGUUAACUGCAUUUGUUUUAUUUUGUUUUUGAAUUUUGUUAAGGUUGUCAUGGGUGUCAAAGGUUUAAUUAGCAGGGUUGUUGGUGCUUUGGCAGCUGCAUGUUUAAAGCUCUUGAUUGCUAUCAGUCUCACCAAAACUGAAAUGUCAAGGAAUAUCUGAGAUCAGCAUACAAUAUCACACUCAUUCAGGGUGCAAGAAUUUACCCUACUGGAAUCGGUUAUCACCAUUAAUCUCAAAGUGGAUGUAGCAAUAAUAAUUGAAAAGUCCUCAGCAACCAUGACAAAUCAAAUUUUGGGAGAAUGUCUUAUUGACCAUGGCAUUCAAAAUGAUAGUACAUGUAGUGAUUUGUUUUAUGACAGUUAAGAGUUGUCUAAACAAAGUAUAAAUCAAAUGUACAGAUUAUGUAGAUUUCAUAAGCAAUGUGUCAUGUAUUUCUCCUGGAAAUAUUGUGUUUAACCAGGAACCUUGGAACUGACCAGUACACACAGUAUCUAUGCAUGAUUGACACAAAAAAGACUGCAUUUACUAGGGCAUGUCAAUCCAAAAGCCAAAGUGCAAUAGAACUUAAUGGCAGUAGGAGGAACAAAUCUCUCCAUCAGCCCUAUGGCAGAAUCAUUCCAAUACACUAACAGAAUUGGCCUGUUUUGCCAUAGCAGAUUCUGCCAGGACUCAACAGAGAAGCAAUCAAUACCAAUGAUACAUUUAGGCACAUCCAUUGUCUCUUAGAGCUUUGAUUCAUGAGUUUUUAAUUAGCCUUGAUGUUGAAAAGUAAAAGACAUAAUAUAACCUUCUGAUUCAAUAGAAUUUCAUGAAAUAAUCUUUUUUAAAAUUGUUUGAAAAUAGAUUGCAUAUCACUUUUCAACAAUACAUCUGUGAAGUACCCAUAAUCUUUUCUUAUAUCAAUCCAUAAUAAAACAGAAUUAACCAACUUUUUCUGAUGUAUUGCUGCAAUUCAUUGCAGGCUAUAUAAAGUAGAAUUUCCCUUUCAGACCUUGUGAACUAUAGGGCAGAUGAUGUAAAGGUCUUUUGGCCCAACUAAUACCUAUUAGAGCUGGGUGGAUUCUAGAGGUGCCCAAAGAUACUGGAAUUAAAAAUCUGUCUUCACUAGGAUUCCAAGAAUGCCAAUUCAGAAGCCAGGCGCUUUACCACUGCCUCUGCAGUAUAUAUGCUCACUAUAAAUUUGACAUCCUCGCCUAGAACAGAAACCUUUUUUAUUUUGUAAAAUGGUUACAUGAAAUUUGACAUUAGCGUAGUGUACUCUUAUAUGUGAUACUUGUAAAAAAAAAAAUUUUACUAUUUAUUGAACCUCAUGCAUGAUCACUAAUGGCUGUGCAGUGUAAACUUUUAAUUAUAAUGCUGAUGUACUUUUGAAAUAAUUUGAAAGAAGACUAAUGUUAUGAAGGAUGUGAAAGUAAGAUGUCUUUUUACUUUGGACUGGCUUUGUAUUACAUUUCAUCACACAGGCUAUUAAAUUUUACUUCUAAAACCAUUUUAAUAGUUUAAUCAUUUUGUUUAAUCCAGAAUUAUUAGUUUACCUUUAUCUUCCACAAGAAUAUUAUGCAUCCCUUUUCCUUAUCUAUAAUUUCCUUUUUUAUAAAAAAAAAAUUUACACUAUGCUCCAUGUACAUACCAUUUAAAAAGUCUAAGCAGUCAUGCAUACACAGAUACAUAUCUUCUAAUUAAUGUAGACUGAAUGAGGAAUGUGAAAUUGUGUCUAUAUGGGUUUUAACAUUACUUUGAUGGUAGAUAAUGGUCUCAACGAUCUACUAACACCUUUUGCAUUAUGCUGUAAACUUCUGCACUAUUCUCUGAAUCACAUAUAUUGCAAAGGAAGACUUCCUCUAUCUCAACUUGAACACUUUUUAGGAGGAAGAAAAAAACAAGGUGACUGUGCCCCCAAUUUUGUAGUUCUAGUUUACCACAAAGCUGUGCUUUGUUAUGAAUUUGUAGCUUAAUUUGUUUCAUUAAAGACUAACUCACAAUAUAAUUAUAAACUUGUCCUUUUUUUUUUGUGUGUCUUACAAGUAAUAUUUACAGUACUGGUUUGUGUUUGUACUAGAAUUAUGACUUAUUUGAAAAAUUCAUUCCAGGGACACUUCAAAACAAUCAUUACACAAUGAGUGAGAAAACUAUCUCAUAUUUAUUGAGUCUAGACAUUUAAUAAUGAACAGAAAUAACAUGAACAAGACCAUGUUAAUUUCAGCAACAUGUCUAUAUGUGUAAGCACUUUCCUGAUAAAUGAAAAUAACAAAAAAAGUUAAUAUACCAUGAUUGUUCAAGUUAGUGUGUAUGCAUGACAAACCCAAGCAUAUGGUCACAUUUUUCUUUCCAUUAUUGUUCAAUAUCGGAAAAAAAAUAUUUUUGAAAAAUUGAUCAUAUUUACAGUGCUUAUUCCCAGUGGUUUUAUCAGGCAGCAUCACUGGAUAAAUGUAUUCAUGUUCGAAUAGAUGAUCACAAGUGAUAAAACUAAGAAUGAAAUUGAGUGGGCUAUCAUAAAUACAACAAAUUUCUGAAGAUCUGAGGACCCCAAUAGUAGCAUAAAAUACAAGUUGUAGUCUUAAUUCUGCAUGUAUCACCUGCUGAAACCUAUAAAAGUUUCCUUUAAUUACUGCCAUCUACUGAUGUGAAUGUUCUACACUAAUAAUGCAUCAAAGUCAAGAUACACAGUGAAAUAUGAACAUCAAUCAACUUGAGCUAUUAAUAUGUAUACACUAACUCAACACCUCAGAAUUAUAUGUGUUAUUUCAUUAGGCUUGAGUUAUUAAAUGGUCCAAAAUUCUGAUCAUUUUGUUUUAACAUUUGAAACUAAUGGUGAUAUAUCUAUAUAGAUUCCAUUGUCAUACAACCAUUUUUUAAAUAUAUAAAUGAUCCAUUAAUUUUUCGACAAAAUUUCUGACGCAGAAUUUCAUAAUAAACAACAAAUGAUUACAUAGUGUUGAAACAAACUAAGCCUUACUAAGAACACCUGAUUACAGCAAUAGUUUAUUCUUUGAUUACAGACUCUAUUCCAAUCAUACCAUUUAAAUAGAACAAUAAAUGCAUACUCACUUACCCUACAUUGUAUUGUUACACAACUCACACACACCAAGGUCUUAAGAUGAUAAUAAAUAUAAAAUAAAAGCAGUCUUCUUAUGAUUUACUGCAUUGAAUGAAAAAAAAAAAGGUACUGAUGGCAUUUCUAAGAGAAACAAAAGGCUGUUUCUAAAACUCUUAACUUAUGCAAAGGAAAAAAAAUCAUCUAAAAAAAAAAAAAAAGACAA